Molecule: messenger RNA, 1321 nt
Organism: Paramecium octaurelia
Lineage: Eukaryota; Ciliophora; Oligohymenophorea; Peniculida; Parameciidae
Source: the annotation of a GenBank genome assembly
AUGUAUAACAAUCAGACAGUUCAGUUAGUUGGUCGACUGAGUCCUAAAACAAAAAUUAAUUUAGAACAGCAAAACUCACACAAACUUUCAAAUAAAAUGCUAGCUAAACACAUUAAUCCUGACAUUGCACUUGUGCCUAUGCUUGAUGAUAUCAUACCAUGUAGUAUCAGAAUGAGUAUCAGUUAGUGAAAUUUUGAAUUAGAGGAAAAUGUUGCAAUCGGUUCAACCAAUCCAAUAUUAUGAAGAGCAAAGGCCUUCUAGAACUAUUCUUACAACUCAACCAAAAUCUCAUACACAUAAGUCUUCAAGGUCAAUAAAGUCUAAUUCUACUCACAAAGAACAGAAGUCAAGAAUGUCUAAUCAAAAAUAUGAGUUGCUGAGUUGUUGUUCCUGUUCUUGUUGUGGAUGCAGCAGAAAGAGUUCGACAAGACUCAAAAAAUCACCAACUCCCACUCCUAAAGUCAGAAGAAAUUAUCAAGAAAACCCCUCAACCAACAAAUCAAUAAGUACACUCUACAUAAAAUUAUUAGAAUAAUCUUCAAUUGCUAGUUCUGAAUCAAAAAAGGUGAGAAAUUAAAAGGUUUUGAAUUCUUCAUCAAAAACAAAAUAAAAAUGUGAAUAUCAUCAUUAUGAACACAGACAAUCACAUUUAACUAUUCAUCAAUCAAACAGAAAACCAAGACCCUCAAGCGUGGCUAUUAUCAAUCCUGAAACAGCCAGAAGAUAAAAAUUGAGAGAGUAUUAAGAGAAAUAGAAAUUGUUACAGAAUGUAUAUAGCGCUAAAUAAUUAUAACCAUAAACUAGGGAGCAAAGUCUAUCGAAGGUUGCAUGGAGAGCAGACAUAUCUAAAGUAUAAUUUAUAUUAAAAAUCAUCAAUUAGAUUGAAGAAGGCCACAAAAGAAAAAGUAGAAUUGAAAAAAUUGUUCAAAUUUAAAAAGAAAUCUUAAACAAAUCUUUGUCUAGACAUAGGAGUUCGUCAAAGUAAGAAUCCAAAAUGAUUGUACCUCCUCCUGAUACGCAAAAAUUGAAACUCUUGGAUCAGAGAAAAAAAUUAAUGGAAAAGAAAGAUCAAAAAAUAGUUCAUGAUAAAAAGGAGGCUUAAAGAUUAAAAUAAGUACUUCAUUAAUUAAAAAAAUAAAAAUAAGUAGAAAAUGAAUUAAAAAAUAAAAAAACUGAAUAACUUUCUAAAUUAGAAAAAUUUCAAAAGGAUAAUAGAUUAUAAUGCAAAAAAAAAAAAUUUGUGCCUACAGAAUAAUAAAUUGAAUAAGCAUUUUAAAUAGUAGCUAGUGAUAAAAUAGAUAAUGAAUAAUCAAUCAAAUGA